CCAUAAGGGAAUAGAUCAUUACAAACAAUUCGGAUGUCCUCUACUUCUAUAACCAUCCGCUCUAAAAUAAAACUAAACAUUGUGAACUUGUCAAGCAUAUGGAUGUUACGAACGGACUCCUGAAUACGAGAACAGCAGGCAGAGCAUAUAUAAAUGUCUAUACCUUAUUUUCUUAAUGAAUUAAUUGUUACUAAAUCGCACUGUAAUAUCUAGGUUUGACAUAUAUAACUUUGUGAACAUAGAUAUUUGUGUGACUAAAGGUAAGUAAACAUGAUAAGAUAUCUUCCGAGCCAGGUACUUCAAACAUUCAUAUGAAUAAGUUCAUAUUAUAUAUGUUCCAUGCUUUCACUAUAUGAUCUUAAAAUUGUUCAAUUAUGCAACGUACUUGAGCUCUUCAUUAAUAAGUAAGUUUUAUAAAGAAAGAUGGCUGCGGAUGAACUUGCAGUCAAAACAGCAGGACUCAGGAAUCGAACCACGUUGCAGAAAACAAUAGAAACUGGAGUCCUCGUAUUAUCUUGGGUAGUGAUGGGUUUGUAUUGUGAAACAUCUGGACCAACUCUCAUUGAUCUAAAAUACAGACUGAACACAAAUUAUGAAGAUCUUGCUGCGGCUUUCUCUGCGGCUGGUAUCGGGACGUUUCCGGGCUCCUUAAUUGGUGGUUUUGUUAUCGAUAAAUUCAGCGGGUACAGUCAUUUGACGCUAGCUCUGGCUUUGGAUUUUGCAGCAGCCGCAGUGGUGUUUAUACCAUGGGUUCCAAGCGUGCAAUACAUUUGGAUUUUAAGUUUUGCUACUGGUUUUGUUCUUUCUAUACAUAAUGCAGCCGGAACCCGCAUCAUCUUGAACAUUUGGAAAGAUAAUUCGGCUUCACCAAUGAUACUGAUGCACUUAGGCUAUGGAAUUGGGUCUUUUCUAAUACCUCUGUACUCGAAUCCAUUUCUUGGAGUUGAGGUUCAAAACGGUAAUGAAAAUAAAAUCAUCUACGGUAAUAUCAGUACAACAAUAAUGACGACAAAUGUUUCACAAUCAUCGGAAGAAAAGCUUUCUCUUGAUAAUUCAAGAAUUGAAUAUGCAUACGCUAUCUCGGCUAUUGGUACUGUAGGUAUUUCUGUUGUGUUUUUCGCCUUUCAAUUGAUCGAAAACAAAAUUAUCAGACAAUAUAAGGACAUCGAAACUAGAAGAAGAUCUGAAGUUGAUAGCGAGCAUGUCAGUGAAAUACAUGACGCAACAGAAAAGGAACAAUCGAAGUCGGAGCCAGGUGAAAAUGAGGACACUUGUAAUAACUGCAAAGGUUUGCUGCAAAUGAUAAACCCAGCAUCUUGUGCGAAAGGGAGAUUUUGGUACGGGUCAAGCAUACUAUUUUUUAUGUUUUUCUAUUUUGGGAACGCUGGAGGUGGACAAAGAUUCAUUUCACAGUUUAUUCGAAGUUUUUCCAUAGAUCAGCUUAACUUCUCAAACACAGACGGUUCGCUUUUAAACACAAGCUUUUGGAUAAGUUUUUCCGUUGGUCGCUUAAUUUUUUUCAUAAUAGCUAGAUGGAUAUCCGUGAAAGUUCUAAUUAUCUUGGAAACAGGCGGUUUUAUGUGUUCGGCGAUUCUAAUGGCUAUUUUUGCGAAUGGAAAUUCUACUGCAUUGUGGGUUCUUAUUCAACCAGUUGCCUUCUUUAUCGGACCAUUAUGGCCAACCGGUGUUGCUUGGACAGAUUAUCACAUAGAACUGACUGGUAUGGGAAUGACAACGCAAAUGCUUGGGGCUUCUGUUGGCUUUAUAUGUCAUUUGCGUUUAAUUGGGUACUUAUAUGAUAAUAUAGGACCGCAGACAUACGUUUAUCAUGUGGCAGGUAGUGCCAUCUUUGGGUUUGUUUUAGCUGUAGCGUUAGCUUUAAUUGGUGCUAAACAUGGAAACAGGUUUGAUUCUGGAUCGGUUGAUUUGCCAAUUGAGCAAAACGAGAAAAGCAAUAGAGACUCUUUAAAAACAACGGAAAAUGGUCUUAAAGAAUAACGUAAUCGUUUCGAGACAUAA
Mercenaria mercenaria is the source of this 2019-nucleotide messenger RNA. Its product is annotated as sodium-dependent glucose transporter 1A-like. The record is from RefSeq and is a predicted model, not a curated record. NCBI's taxonomy places the organism in Eukaryota, Metazoa, Mollusca, Bivalvia, Venerida, Veneridae. Bases 424 to 1998 code for a protein of 524 amino acids. The transcript is spliced from 3 exons. Gene Ontology annotation, biological process: transmembrane transport.